Acaromyces ingoldii is the source of this 2271-nucleotide messenger RNA. RefSeq lists its product as hypothetical. The transcript is spliced from 2 exons. The record is from RefSeq and is a predicted model, not a curated record. Lineage: Eukaryota; Fungi; Basidiomycota; Exobasidiomycetes; Exobasidiales; Cryptobasidiaceae. Bases 1 to 2271 code for a protein of 756 amino acids.
AUGGCAGGAGCCGAUAACGCAGCAAGAUCCUUAGUUGACGAAAACGAGGCGCACACGAAUGAACCGACGACUAACAAUCACAGAUCGUUCAUCACGGAGCAGAGGCAUCACGAAGUCGACGAUCCCUGCGCAACCCCUUCUUGGGCUUCCGCUUCAGCUGCAUCUCAGUCUGUGGGCUCUAGCCGCGGCACACAUCCGAGCCAUUCACUUGUCAGCGGUCUAGAAAUUGACCUUGAACACGAGGCCUCGAGUGGGCUCGAGACGCGCUCACAGGACCUGCCCGAAGCAGCCUCGACUUAUCCUCUCAGCGAAACGGUUUUCGCCAAUGUUUUCUGGGACAUGCUGCGCUCCUCUUUGGGCGAUGGCGCCAAUGAUCUCGGUAGCACAGGCCUAGAAAUGACGAAUCAGAGCGAAUCAACAGCAAUGGCCGCUCUCGAGACAUCUUCUCCCGGCAUCUGUGCGCCGCUGCUCAGCGUGCAGGAUAUAGAAAGGGCAACACCGACCUUACGCAGCUCACGGUGCGUCACGCCGUGGGAGCUGCGCGAGGUAGACGAAGCACCCAACAUGAUAUUGAGUCGGAUGCAGCGCGACAUUCACGCGCUUGUUCGACGUAUCAAACCGCCGGAAGCACCAAGCAAGGCGCUUGCCGAUGCCUGCCUUUGGCUGUGCCAGCGAUUCUUCUUUUCCCAUGCCCACUAUCCAGUGAAAAGCGAGCCACUGAGACAUUAUGCGUCACGGCCGUCGAUGCUCAUGAACCUCAUCGCCAUCGGGUCUCUAUGGAAUGCCGACGAGCGCGUUUAUGAUCAUGGGCGCCAGCUGUGGCUCUUUACCGUUCGUGCAGCCUCAUCGCGGGGCACCUGCCUCUCGCUCGACGAUGCGAGUGUGGCCGAUCUUAUGUCGCUCCUCUACGUCGGCCACUCCUAUGUGCUCUUAUCGGGCGACGCCAUGGUCCACUCGUUGGGACGACGCGCCUGGAUUUCGACGCAUAGGAUGCUCGAGGAGAGGCUCUCGGUCGUUCCUGCAGACCCUCCAUCGCUCGACGAUCUUUUGGCGAUGAGUGCAGAGAGUCUGGACGAGGCCUGGCAUAAGUGGCAGAGGGAAGAGGAGAGCAUCAGGACUACGAUCGGCCUCUGCGCAUACGACAGUCAGCAGUCCCUCAGCAUGUUCCGCACGCCUUCCCCCCUCACCGUACUCUUACAGACACGCUUACCAAUGCCGGACGAGCUCCUAGCUGCAGCGAGCGCCCAGUCUUGGCUCACCACUUAUGCGCGUUUCUUUCCCUCUUUCCAACGCCUUUGCACCCCUCCAUGCUUUGGUCCAUUGCUUUUGGAGCUGCACAGGUGUGACAACGGCCUUUUCCGUUUCGAGGAACACAUCGAAAGGAUGGCGUGGCCAGGGAUUCCACUGUCGGAACAGAUCUUAGCUACGCUCUUAGAGGCCAUUCACGUUGCGUGGAGGCUCGAAACGGACAGCAACGGAAAAACGUCCGACUUCAACUCGACAUCGAGCUUGGCCCGAUCUGAGGAUGGUCCAUCGUGUCGCACAACAGUUGCACUCCGAAGGUGGGCCAACCUUGUGAAGCGCGUCCCGAAGGCUUCCUCGGAUAAGCGCUUCUUUCUCACGGAGCGAUGGCACGGCAUCCAUCUCAACAUGAGCUUCUCCGGCUCACGGACCGUUGCACUUUUGCGGUCGCUGCCGCAGCGUGUCCGGGACAGUAGGCCGCGGUACAGAGGCGAUGCAGACUAUCCAGCGCGAACGAGCAUCGCGGCCUUUCGUCAAGAGCUUCUUCCGUCGCGCACCGUCCGACAAGCGCUGUAUCACGCAGGCUGCAUUCUUGCUCGCUUUACGCAGCUGAGCAGAAGCGCCUCGUAUCCGACUUACGUCGUCCAGGGCGCUUUUGAAAGCGCCAUGUUCGUAGUAUUGUGCUGUCUAGCGCUGCAAGGCAUGGCGCUUUCCACUUCACCGUUCGAGAUUGCGAAUCUGGGGAGCAGCAGCGAGCUCGAGGUUUUGUGCAGCAAGCAUGUAGCCGUGGGCGAGGAGCCUUGUUCGACAUGUGGAGAGCGUCAAUCAUCGACGCCUUACGGGGACCGCGCAGCAAGCUGGAUCAACGACGGUGACGUGAAACAGGCCUGCUUUCAGGGCCUUGCACUCGUCGAAAACGGUCAUUUGAUCCUGCAGCUGAUUCUUGAUCUCCUUGAUUCUUCCAAGCCAAAAUGGUGCUACGCUCUUGACUGUACCGAUCUUCUGCAGUCUUGCCAGGAGCAUAUCUAG